Molecule: messenger RNA, 1537 nt
Organism: Lingula anatina
Lineage: Eukaryota; Metazoa; Brachiopoda; Lingulata; Lingulida; Lingulidae
Biological process (GO): sphingolipid metabolic process
Cellular component (GO): lysosome
Source: RefSeq, a predicted model, not a curated record
AACGACUGGGAUGGUAUUAAAAACGCUGAAAAUGUCUUAGUCCACAUUCCGAAAGCGACAAGAGGAUGGGAAGGGAAGGUCUACGUUGCGCACUUGCGCUCGCUCUUAUAAGCGUUGGGAUUGCCUUGUACAUCGAAGACAAAGACAAUACCGGCAACAAAGAUCCUUCUAAAGGUAGGCAUUUUGAUUUGGUAUCAAUCGCUUAUUUGCGCCAAUAUGACCCACCCAGGAGUCCCCGAGGAAGAUCACCACCCGCCAGUCCUGCGCCCGCUCCGGGCGGCAGAAUACGCAGUGGACAGCGAUCUCCCGGGCGGAGAAAUCCCAGUCAUAGGAGUCCUGAGGAGGGUAGUGGUGAUGAUAUAGAAACACCUAGACCGACUAGACAUAGUCACAGGGGUAGAAGACCCAGUGCAUUGCGUCCUCCCGGUCGUAAGAGUCUUCAAGAGGGUAGUGGUGAUGACAUGGAAAGACCUAGACCAACUAGACCCAGUCGCGGGGGCAGAAGACGUCCCUCAAGGCGGAGAAAUCCUAGUCAUAGGAGUCAUGAAGAGGGAAGUGGUGAUGAUACAGAAAGACCUAGACCGACUAGACCCAGUCACAGAGGCAGAAGGCCCAGUGAAAUGCGUCCUCCCAGGCGGAGAAGACCCAGUCACAGAAGUCCUAGAGAGGGCAGUGGUGAUAUGGAACCCCCAAAACUGCGUACUCCAAUUCCAUGUGCAACGUGUAGAAUAGUUACAAACCAAGUGAAUCAAAUGCUUGAGGAUAAUCCUACUGAGCAAGGGGUUGUCGAUGCUGUGGACACAGUCUGUUCUGAGCUGCCAAGCAAUUAUAACGUGGAGUGUGAAAUAUUUCUGGGCAUGUAUGGUGGAGACCUUGUCGACUUUCUUCUGAAUCAAGGGGAACCAGGGGUAUUUUGCAGUACAAUGCUACUUUGCUGAGUGAAGAUAGAUUAGAUAUAACGGUUUUUCUACACCAGCCUCUGACUCUGCAUCGACACUACAGGGAACAAAGAAAUGACGCGCUAAUAUCUUCAGUGAUAUACAUAUAUAUAUAUCUUGGACCCAACUGAACUGUUUUCAACUUAUAAGAUAGAAAAAGUAGACUGCAAAAUGACCUGCUUGAUUGUUUCAAAUGUAGGAGGGAAGAGGACGUGUACGUCACAUAGGCCUACAAAUAGGAGAAGGGUUACACAACAACAAGAAAGUGGGACACAAAUACAAAUGCUUUGUUUUGCACCAAUAUCUGUAUAUUGGUUACCAUGAUGUCCAAAGUGUUUCCAAUAUAUCAAAAGGGAUGCGAUGUGAAGCACGGUUUAUGACAAGUGAUCUUUAUGUGUCCUUACAUGUUGUAACCGCAUGGUUUUUUAUGUAGUAAAAAGAAGAAACUGGAAUUCUCAUCAAGAUUGACUAAAUGACAUUUAUACCUCUUCUGUUGUAUCAGUUAUUCGUGACUUGAUCAGUGCAUUUAUUUCUUGACUGUAACAACAGCUUUUUCAAUAUUAAAGGAGGAUAUAAAUAAAAUGAUCAGAUUAGUUUCA